GCAGCGCCGUCCGCCCAGUGUACACAGCACAGUGCUCCAAGGAGGGUGUGUGACGCGCGCCCUAGCCCUCAGUGUUGGCCUGCCUGACAGGUCACUCCGCCAUCUCCCGCUUGCCGCGGCCGCUUCAUCCAGGCGACAGGUUGUCUCGCGCGAUCAGGAUAUUGUUGUUGUGUCAGGCGCCGCAGUGCCACAGUGGAUAAUUGCGUACCAGUGAUCAUGCCGGACUGGCGGUGCCCAGGAGUGUGAGCUCGUCCCUAACUUGUGAGUGUUCCACCCCCACCGGAGGUGGCCGUCAAUGUUCGUGCCGGAACAGUGCCACGAGAAGAUGGCUCUUGUUGUGCCGCCAGGCUCGACCUGGCGCGACCCGCCCGUGUCUCUCCCGCCCACAACGGGCGAGGACGUCAGCCGGGAGCUGGGUGCCAGCGUCACCCCGCAACCCGCUGCUCCUCAGACGCCCACACCUAACUCUACCGCGGGCAGUGCGCCCUCGUCCGCCCCGAGUCCCACAGGGGAUGACAAGAAUGCACAGAACAUGACAUGUGUGGUGUGCAGCGACAAGAGUUCGGGAAAACACUACGGCCAGUUCACCUGCGAAGGCUGCAAGAGCUUCUUCAAGCGGUCGGUGCGACGGAACCUACAAUACUCCUGCAGAGGCAACCGCAACUGUCCAAUUGACCAGCACCACCGCAACCAGUGCCAGUACUGCCGCCUCAAAAAGUGCUUCAAGGUCGGCAUGCGGAGAGAAGACAAAAAUAAUGGGCAGCAUCUCCUCAUCAGGGGCUCAAUCCUCCCCCAAGACACGCUUCAGGCCGAGCAAGCCGUGCAGCGUGGCCGCGUCCCGCCCACCCAGGGUAUGGGCAUGCCCAGCCAAUUCAUGGCCAACGGCGACACCCUCAACGGCCACACGUACCUGUCCUCGUACAUCUCGCUGCUGCUGCGCGCCGAGCCCUUCCCCACCUCGCCCUACGGCCAGUGCAUGAACGCCAACAACAUCAUGGGCGUGGACAACAUCUGCGAGCUGGCCUCCCGCCUCCUCUUCUCGGCGGUGGGCUGGGCCAAGAACAUCCCCUUCUUCCCCGAGCUGCAGGUCACCGACCAGGUGGCACUGCUGCGGCUGGUCUGGUCUGAGCUGUUCGUGCUGAACGCCUCCCAGUGCUCCAUGCCCCUGCACGUGGCGCCGCUCCUGGCCGCGGCUGGCCUGCACGCCUCGCCCAUGGCCGCGGACAGAGUGGUCGCCUUCAUGGACCACAUUCGCAUCUUCCAGGAGCAAGUGGAGAAGCUGAAGGCACUCCACGUGGAUUCUGCGGAGUACUCGUGCCUCAAGGCCAUCGUCCUCUUCACUUCAGAUGCGUGCGGGCUGAGCGACCUCUCCCACAUCGAAGGGCUACAGGAGAAGUCCCAGUGUGCCCUGGAGGAGUACUGCAGGACACAGUACCCCAACCAACCCACUCGGUUCGGGAAGCUACUGCUCCGCCUGCCCUCGCUGCGCACCGUCUCUUCCACUGUUAUAGAGCAGCUCUUCUUUGUCAGACUGGUUGGCAAGACCCCCAUCGAAACCCUCAUCAGGGACAUGCUGCUCUCAGGAUCGACCUUCAACUGGCCCUACAUGGGCAGCAUGUGACAGGCGGCUCUGGGCACGAAUCCAGGCCUCACUCCAGGAAACGUGCCCACCUCAGCCGCCUCCCAUGCCCUCUCCUCCGCCGCCCACGCCCUCACGUCCGUCGCUCACGCCCAGACUUCGGCCCACACACACACUCCACCGGUGUCCUCCUUCCAGCUCCCCACACUCUCCACAACCUUUCGGUGAUGAACCGCUGAGGGAAGUCCCUCCCAUCCUCCGCCACCACCCUCACCGCCCCCCCUCUCCCCUACGCCCACGCAGGGCACCAGGGAUGCUGGGCCUCUCCAACCUUCAGUGCGGGGAUUCAGCGUGCCCAUGUCAACGAAGAGAUUCCUCCCUCCCAUACUGCACCCCAGCAUGAGUAUGGUGCAAGUCGCAGGAUUCUUCCAGUUGCUGCCGAGGUGGGAAGACGGAGUGAGAGUGGAGCCGCGGCGCCAGGACACUUAGUGGGGCGCCAGGAGGAGGCAAUGGAGGGCGGCUACUGUGAUGCGGCGGGGCGGGGUGAGGCUGCAAGGCCCCGCUGACACAGUCCACGCAGCCACCACAGACUGGCGUCCAUUCUGCGCCGACACUCAGUGGUGGCAAGACUCCGGUGAUCCUACUACUAAUACUACCACUGCACACAUUCAGUGACCGUUGCCAAUGGGACAACCUAACGUUAUGAUGUUAAACGAGUUUGUGAAACACAAUGAUAAACGUUCCGCGAGUUACGCAGGGAAACAAACGAAAACGACGAGUUUGGUAUUUUUUCAAAGAGGACUGAGCGCGAGAACAGGUGCUGGCAGGGGUGGCUCGCGCGGCGCCAGAUGCACAGCCCGCAGCAGCUGCCCCGUGAAUGUGAUAAACGCGUGCAGGACAACACCAACGUCACAAUGAGCAGUUACCUUUUUUUUCGGAUCUGUAUAUUUUGUAUAUAUUACAAUGUAAGUAACUUUUAUACUCGGGUCGAGGUGCGUGGCCAAUCGGCAGCACCUCCACGUGUACAGAUGACCUGCCGCCCUGGCCCUCGCUGCACGCCCGAUCGCAGGCCCGGCCCCACCAACCCCCUCCCACCACGCACACAUCACCAUGUAUCUCCCUCUCUCUCCCACACACACACACACACACACACACACACACAGGAGGGCUAACGGCGAGGGCGGCGACGGAAGCCAGGGCGGACACGCUAGACCAGGUGUUCUAGCCAUUGUCCCGGUAUGGUAGAUUUUUCCCUGUUUUGGAAGGCAGAGUUGGGGACAAUCUCAAAUUUUGUACUGACCUUCAUCCCAAAACCCAUCCAGAUCACGUGUCUCACUGUUAAGAUGUCCACCGGCGGGAAGCGGCAGGAAACACUUGACUUGUGGUCCUGAAUUCCACUGUAAAGAUUUGACGAAUCUGAAUCACAUAUCCAAUGAAUCAAAACAUACAGCAGUAGAGUGCACAAGACAGGAUGUGUUCUGCACUCGUCCGCCCCACAUCCCCGCUCAUCACCUGCCCACCCUGGGGGACGCCCACCCGCUGAGCCUCUCUGGCUCAGUCUGCCAGGCUCGCAGUCUUCUCAGUAUCACUCCAGCACUCGCCGUGAGGGUGCUGACGCUCGAGGAGCCUCGCGCGGCGGCGGGGUGCGAGCGGAGGCGGGGAAGGGGAGUGGACCCACCCUGGGCAGGCACCACCACUGUGUGCUAAAUGUUUUGUCUGUUGCCUCGCCCCUGUGAGGACGCACGAGGCUGCAGUGAGGCCCCAUGCGUGCGAGGCCGUCGUGUGAGCGGGUGCCGCCGUCAAGGGUACAGAUACUUCUACCAAGGGUACAAGUGCCGCUAUCAAGUAUACAGGUGCCGCUGCCUAGUGUACGGGUGCCACCGCGUGUACAGGUGCCACCAACAAGUGUACAAAGAUGCACGGGCGGGGCUGCACAGCGUUAGUAACACUUCCUCCAGAGGCGUGUUAGCCCACCACUGCGUUGGCAGCGCUGCCCGUGUGAGCGUCCUAGGUGUGUGACAACCGUGACGUCAUCCAUGUUGUUUGUACUUAGGCUACACAGGUGUCGUAGACACAAACAGUACGUUUUCUCUUAAAUAAAUGAUCUCAAAAAUUCUGUUGUAAAA
This is a messenger RNA of Portunus trituberculatus (swimming crab), 3705 nucleotides long. RefSeq names its product nuclear receptor subfamily 2 group F member 1-A-like (gene svp). Gene Ontology annotation, biological process: regulation of transcription by RNA polymerase II; cell differentiation; anatomical structure development. The record is from RefSeq and is a predicted model, not a curated record. The transcript has 6 exons. Bases 296 to 1621 code for a protein of 441 amino acids. Gene Ontology annotation, molecular function: nuclear receptor activity; zinc ion binding; RNA polymerase II cis-regulatory region sequence-specific DNA binding. Lineage: Eukaryota; Metazoa; Arthropoda; Malacostraca; Decapoda; Portunidae.